AUGCCAGGCGCAAGAGUGCACCGUUUGUACGAGGAUGCUGCAGAGCGGAUUCUAGAACAGGAUCCCUCAGCCGAUCUGGCCAUGGUCGGAUUUCCGACAAGCUGGAGAGAAGCAGAGCUGCAAGUCUGCGUUGGUCCCGUCUGUGACUGUGACAGACUGCGGCUUGUCAAGGAUCACAGCGGCAUUUGGGUGUGCAUAGUACAGACGAGCAGCAUUCCCGCACUCCUCGCAGCACGGCUUAGAACCAGCAAUCUGGCAAGAGAAGGACUUCGUGUCGUGUUGGCAACCAGGAAGGAUUCCGUGCAUGAGGUCCCCAAGGCACUGUCACAGCAUCAGUUUCAAGCUGAAGAGCGGGGAGCCCUCCAUGGCCUGAGGUCGCAGACAGAGCUGAAUGGCAGUCCGUGCAGUAUCGUAAGAUACGACCAGGAGUCUCGCCGAUGGCUUGUCCGUCUGGACAUAGAAUCAGAGGACAACGAAAUCCUGGUGUCAGCUGCGAAUCUUCUCCCGCUCUGGUUACCGGAGCAGGCAGAGUCUCUCGCAGAAGACAAAGCAGAGAGCAUGCCCAGGGGCGCGGAAAGUGAUGGAGCCGAUGCAAAGAGCACUGCGGCAGAGGACAAGACCAAAAGAUCAGCUGAGGGACCAGGACAAAGAAAAGCGCAAGAGGCCGACGGCGAUGCUGAAAUGGAAGCUACUCCAUCUGCACCUGCUUCCAAGGCGAAAGCAGGGAAGGGGACAGUCAAGAUGUCUCAUGCGCUUGUCGUUACUGGAUUUCCACUCUGGGAUCUCCAACAGAUCACCCAGUACUUCGCUCGAUUCGGUGAGCUACGCACCAUCUUGGGUGCGAACAAAAACAAAGGUGGCAAGAGGAAGCUGCUUGUGGCGUACUGCCGCAAAGUCAAUGCGAAAAAGAGCCAACAGCACGUCCAUGGAGCAGAGAUCGACGGAAACAAGCUUAGCGCGGUCUUUGCAGAUGACUCCAGCUUUGCAAGGCAGCAGGAAGCAAAAGCUGCGGCAAGGCCAAAGAACAACUCGUAA
Molecule: messenger RNA, 1035 nt
Organism: Symbiodinium necroappetens
Lineage: Eukaryota; Dinophyceae; Suessiales; Symbiodiniaceae
Source: the annotation of a GenBank genome assembly